CAUCGAUGUUGGGGUGUUUGACUUUCAAAAAUGGAAAGAUUUUGUCUUAAAUAGCCCAACGGUCAUUUGAAAACAGCGCUGUUCAACCAUGAACAUCGCUGUUCAAAAACUUACUGCCCAGGGCUUCUGAAGGCCAACAUCGCUGUUGGGAUUUCCGACAUGCAUGUUGGGAUGGUUUGCCAGAACCAUGGAUUAAGCGAAGGACACUCCACCGUUAGACCUCCACUCUUUGAUGGAACAAACUACACCUAUUGGAAGGAAAGAAUGAGGAUUUACAUUCGGUCAAUCAACUUCCAACUGUGGUUAAUCAUCAAAAAUGGUGAGACUAUGCCAAUGAAAAAGGUUGGUGAAAUCACCAUCCCAAAGAAGGAGGAAGAAUAUGAUGCUGAAGACAUCAAGAAGGUAGAAGCUUUUGAAAAAGCUAAACACAUGAUUUUUUGUGCAAUUAACCCGGAUGACUACCGAAAAAUUUCUUCUUGCUCCACCGCAAAAGAAAUGUGGGAUAAGCUUGAAGUGACAUAUGAAGGUACGCCUCAAGUUCAUGAAGCUAAAAUUGAUUUUCUAACCCAUGAAUAUGAGUUGUUUAAAAUGAAGGAAAUUGAAAGCGUUGAUCAAAUGUUCGACCGAUUUUUAAAGAUCAUCAACGAUCUCCAUGUCCUUGGUAAAACAUACUCGAACAAGGAUCUUGUUCGAAAAAUCCUUCGGAGCCUAACACCGGAAUGGCGUUCAAAAGCCGAUGCCAUAUAUGAGUCGAUUGGUAACACCAAUGUCACCAUCGAUGGUCUUCGAGGUAAUCUUAAAACUUAUGAAUCCACUAUUCUUAAACCUUCUCUUGACAAGAGUCCCGAUCUCGCUCUCAAAGCCUCAUCCUCAAAAAGGAUAGAGGUAAGUGACUCCGAUAGCGAUGACCAUAAUCCUUCUUAUAACUUGCUCGAGAAGUUCCAAGAAUUUUUGAAGGAAGAACUUGGGUCCCGAGAUUGUAAAAGAAAGGGGGAACCCGUUCCAACGUGCUUUGGUUGUGGAGAACUUGGCCACAUAAAGCCAUAUUGCCCAAACCGCAAGGAAAAGAAGAAGAAGGAACGAGCAUACAUGGCAUGGGAUUCGGAAAGUUCCGGUGACGAAACUGCCACCUUAUGUCUUAUGGCUC
Molecule: messenger RNA, 1147 nt
Organism: Cuscuta campestris
Lineage: Eukaryota; Viridiplantae; Streptophyta; Magnoliopsida; Solanales; Convolvulaceae
Source: the annotation of a GenBank genome assembly